Molecule: messenger RNA, 3477 nt
Organism: Fundulus heteroclitus (mummichog)
Lineage: Eukaryota; Metazoa; Chordata; Actinopteri; Cyprinodontiformes; Fundulidae
Gene: fa2h
Product: fatty acid 2-hydroxylase
Exons: 7
Coding region: 107-1252 (381 amino acids)
Biological process (GO): lipid biosynthetic process; fatty acid metabolic process
Cellular component (GO): endoplasmic reticulum; membrane
Molecular function (GO): heme binding; fatty acid 2-hydroxylase activity; iron ion binding
Source: RefSeq, a predicted model, not a curated record
AAGUCUCAGAUACUUUCGGGCUUCGAGUCCCUCAUCACUUCACUGUUUUUCCCCCCCUGGUUCUCUCGGAUCUCCCACGCCCAGACCUCCCCCCCACUCUCUCAGGAUGUCUCCGUCCACGUCCCCCCGGUUCUACACCGAGCGGGAGGUGGCCCGCCACUGCACCAAGGACUCCUGCUGGGUGCUGCUGGGGACCAGAGUGUACGACGUGACCGCCUUCCUGCGCAUGCACCCGGGCGGCGAGGCGCUCAUACGGAGCCGCGCGGGGAAGGACCUCACCCGGGAGAUGGAGGGACCCCCGCACCGGCACUCGGCGAACGCCCGGCGGUGGCUGGAGCAGUACUACAUCGGGGAGCUGGACCGGGAGAGCGGCGCGGAAGAGGUACAGACUCUGAGAGAGAGAAGAAAAGCCAGCGAACAGACCGAAGAGAAGUCUGCAGAAAAAACAAAUGGGGUGAAAGAAGAGGAUGAGAACUCCCCUUACAAGCUCUGCAGCUCUGUGGAUCUAGACAAGGACCUGGUGGACUGGCGGAAGCCCCUGGCCUGGCAGGUUGGCCACCUUGGGGAGAAAUACGACGCAUGGGUUCACCAGCCAGUCGACCGGCCCAUCCGUCUGUUUGGAAACCCGUUCAUGGAAGCUGCGACCAAAACUUCCUGGUACUGGGUCCCAGUGGUCUGGCUUCCUCUUGUCUUCUAUCUUUGUUGGCAUUGCUACGUCACCCUGGCAAAGGGCAACACAAGGCUAGAGCUCACCUCAAAUUUCUCCAUCCCGGUCCAUAAGUACAUGUUCCCGAUCCUUUUUAUGAUUGGCUGGGUCUUGUGGACCUUCAUGGAAUACUGCAUCCACCGCUUCGUCUUCCACAUGAAACCGCCGGCUCAUAACUACUACCUCAUCACACUACACUUCCUCCUGCACGGGCAGCACCAUAAGUCUCCAUUUGACGGCUCCCGGCUCGUCUUUCCUCCUGGGUUGGCCUCCUUAGUGGUGGGGUUGUUCUACAUGACCCUCUGUAAGACGCUGCCGGAGACCCUGGGUGUGUCGGUGUUCGUUGGCGGGCUGUGUGGCUACGUUGUGUACGACAUGAUCCACUACUACCUUCACUACGGCUCGCCGAAGAGAGGCUCGUAUCUGUAUGGUCUGAAAGCGUACCACGUCAAACAUCACUUUGAGCACCAGAGAUCAGGUUUCGGGAUCACCACUACGUUCUGGGAUCAUCCCUUCGACACAGUCAUCCCCGAUGAGAAAUUCUAACGCACCGACGGCUCUCCCAAAUGGUCACCGGCUUAUCUGCCUCCCUAACUAGUGACCCAUCCUCCUGUUAGAAACCCCCUCAGCUCCCCUAGCGCAGCAGCAGCCGAUCCAUCUUUACUCACUGUAACACAUUAUAUUCUCUGCAGAUCAGUCAUACGAGUGUGUGAGAGCCAGCCUGAUCUUUAUUCUCACUGUGAUUUUGUUUUUGCACUUUUUGUGCCAUCGUCAUUAAUCGGCAAAACGGAUGCUUCACGGCCGGCACGGGCCGGAUUCAGCCAAACAUUAACCAGAUUACCAGUCAGGGGGAAAGGGGCAUAGCUGUGAUACUCAUCCAGGAUACUGUGGAAAUAAUUUUUAACAAACAUGCAAACAGAUUAACGUGCACAGAUGCUAAAGCGCAGAGAGGGAUAAAGGAAGUGACAGAGGGCGGGCGGAUGUGGCAGAAAGUGUGUCGGCAUCAACAAGUCAUCUUACCAGCAACUCAGGAAAUUCUGUAUCCCCUCCCAGGUCGAAUGUUUAGUUUUUUUUUCUCUCUCUGUAAGGAGAGCAACUUGCUGAAGCACCUGUGAAGACCAAACAUUGGUUUUUCAGAUCUCCUGGUUAGCUACGCGGUCGGGCUUUAAUUUAUUAAACAUCUGCAGGAGUGAGAUUUUACUGUAGUGAUUGCUGCUGUUCCAGAUGUUUGACAUGUGCACAUAUUUCUGAUGUAAUAUUUCCUGUUUUUCCUCCCCGUUUAUGAUUUCACAACAAUGUAUAAAAAAAAGUAUAUAUUUUUAAGAUGUUUUGUACAAAAAAGGAGAUGCUUUCAUUGUCUGUGGGUCGUUGGAUGGAUUCUGUGUGAGUGGAUUUAAGGAGGAAGGUUUUAAGGUGUCUGAGGGACGGAGCUGAGGGAAUGAAGCCGGGCUGUCGCACUUCCUGCUGUGGGGAUCUCAGGGGUAAAAUAUUACAGGGAAAUUUACUCUUAGAAGCAGACUAUGUGGAAAAAGACGGGCCGAGGCAUUUUCCUGUUUGGUUGUUUGUCCAGAUUUAAGUGAGGCGCAGGGCUAACACGUCUGCAGAUGGCCAGACACAGAAACGGGUCGAACAGGAGCAGCACUAGCUGUACAGUUUCUGAAAUACUUAACAAUUCCUCGCAACAAGUUGUGCACAAAAAUAAAUGUCAGUCUGCAGAACGAUUGAAGGAAAAAAAAAGAUCUUUAACCUGUAGCUUAAACUUCUGGGGACUGGAACCUUCAGCUGAUUAAAAUAUCUCACCGAUGUCAUGCGAGAACACUGACGUUUGAAGCUGCACGUCGUGUCUAACUCAAUGCAGCUCUCGUCUACUGUAAUCAAUUCAGAUGGAACGUUUUCAGCACUUGUUGAGGCACAAUAGCAACAGUUUGGUGUCCAUGUUCGUCCUCCGGCCUCGGCUCUGCGCUGGUUAUUUCUGUGGCUGUGGGGGUUUUCUGUCCCGCCUCGGUGUGAAGCUGCUUGUUGGACCCCUAAGAUCCCUGCAGAGGGUGAUGACUAAACGAUCUGACUCGACAGCAGGACGCCCCGGCAGCGACUGGCCGAUCUUCAGCACACUCCCUCAGCACCACGGAGCCGAUAACUUGAAGCAGAACAAACAUAACUCACAUCAUUCACAUGCCUAACGCGAGCAGAAUCCCUUACAGAACGUUAUUUUCACGCAAAGCUUCAGUAAAGACUGCCUUUACAAGCCUGACUAUACAAAAAGAGCAUCUAUUUUAGAUAACCCGACGUUAUGAUCACAGUUUCUCAAUAAAAAAAAAAGUGAAGUACCAAUAAUGGUCUUAUUGAGGGUGGUGUGACUGUUUCUAAUAUAACCCGAGAGCGUACAGGGAUGAGUUGAAACUGAUCCGUCACAGUGCGCCAUUGUCUACAGUUAUCAUUUAAACCAGAUCACUAAAAAAAAAAAAAUCAUAACUGAAUCUCAGAUUUUUAUUUUAAGAACCAAAAAUGUAUAUAAAAUAGAUAUUUUUGUCUAUCAUUUUAGAAUUAAUAAACUAAUGAAAAAUAAUGUGAUUUCAUUCACUGUAACAUAAGACAAACUGAUGUUAUUUAUGUGAAAACUAAAACAUCUAAUUCUCACAUCAACAUUUUUGUGCUAAAUACUGCAGCAUAAAUAAUUUUAUUUCCAAAAUCUGUUUACUUUGAGUUUUAUUUUGGAAUUUAAAAUUUCUAUGCAAAGGCAAAUGUUUGUAAAUAAAUGUAUAUUUCUGCCA